Fimicolochytrium jonesii is the source of this 552-nucleotide messenger RNA. RefSeq names its product small GTPase superfamily. Gene Ontology annotation, cellular component: plasma membrane. NCBI's taxonomy places the organism in Eukaryota, Fungi, Chytridiomycota, Chytridiomycetes, Spizellomycetales, Powellomycetaceae. The record is from RefSeq and is a predicted model, not a curated record. Gene Ontology annotation, biological process: Rap protein signal transduction. The transcript is spliced from 5 exons. Bases 1 to 552 code for a protein of 183 amino acids. Gene Ontology annotation, molecular function: GDP binding; GTPase activity; GTP binding.
AUGAGGGAAUACAAACUUGUUGUGCUGGGAUCCGGAGGUGUGGGAAAGUCAGCUUUGACAGUGCAAUUCGUCCAAUCCAUCUUCGUUGAGAAAUAUGAUCCUACAAUCGAAGACUCAUACCGGAAGCAAGUCGAAGUCGAUGGGCAACAGUGCAUGUUGGAAAUUCUUGACACGGCAGGAACAGAGCAAUUCACGGCGAUGCGUGAUCUCUACAUGAAGAACGGCCAGGGAUUCAUACUCGUAUACAGCAUAACAUCGCAAGCCACUUUCAGCGAUCUAGUCGAGUUACGGGAGCAAAUCUUGCGAGUGAAAGAUACCGAGAAGGUUCCAAUGGUGCUAGUAGGGAAUAAAUGUGAUUUGGAGGACGACAGAGUGGUAUCAAGAGAUCAAGGGGGCGGUCUAGCGUCCCAAUGGAGCAGCACAUUCUUGGAAACGAGUGCACGGAAGAAGAUAAAUGUCGAUGAAGUGUUUUUUGACCUGGUCCGUCAGAUCAACCGGAGUAUGCCAGACAAGGACAAGAAGAAAGACAAAAAGAAAUGCAUCAUCCUGUAG